This is a messenger RNA of Etheostoma spectabile (orangethroat darter), 4036 nucleotides long. It is a transcript of the gene pitpnb, whose product is annotated as phosphatidylinositol transfer protein, beta. The transcript is spliced from 12 exons. Lineage: Eukaryota; Metazoa; Chordata; Actinopteri; Perciformes; Percidae. Gene Ontology annotation, molecular function: phosphatidylcholine binding; phosphatidylcholine intramembrane carrier activity; phosphatidylinositol binding. Gene Ontology annotation, cellular component: cytoplasm. Bases 54 to 863 code for a protein of 269 amino acids. The record is from RefSeq and is a predicted model, not a curated record. Gene Ontology annotation, biological process: phospholipid transport.
UAAUUCUAGCUGGUGUCCACUCGCAGUGCGCAGGCGCAGCCCGGGUGACGAAGAUGGUGCUCAUCAAGGAAUACCGUGUAGUGUUGCCAGUCUCUGUGGAAGAGUAUCAAGUAGGGCAGCUGUUCUCUGUGGCCGAGGCCAGCAAGAAUGAGACCGGAGGAGGGGAAGGCAUCGAGGUGCUGAAGAAUGAACCUUAUGAGAAGGACGGGGAGAAGGGACAAUACACACAUAAAAUAUACCAUCUAAAGAGUAAAGUCCCAGGUUAUGUGAAGAUGAUUGCACCAGAGGGAGCGUUAGUUUUUCACGAAAAGGCUUGGAACGCCUACCCGUACUGUCGCACCAUUGUGACGAACGAGUACAUGAAGGACGACUUCAUGAUAAAGAUCGAGACGUGGCACAAACCUGACAUGGGAACAAUAGAAAACGUCCAUGACCUGGACGAGCAGACAUGGAGGACUGUGGAGGUGUCUCCCAUAGAUAUUGCAAACAAAGAAGAAGUGGCCCAAGGGGACUAUAAGCCAGAAGAAGAUCCGGCUCUUUUCCACUCCGCCAAGACGGGCAGAGGACCUCUGGGCCCUGAAUGGAAGAAUGAGCUGAUGACGGACUGUCCUUACAUGUGUGCAUACAAACUGGUCACUGUCAAGUUCAGAUGGUGGGGUCUGCAGACCAAAGUGGAGAACUUCAUCCACAGGCAAGAAAAGCGUAUUUUCACCAACUUCCACCGCCAGCUGUUCUGCUGGAUUGACAGAUGGGUGGGUUUGACCAUGGAGGACAUCAGGCGGAUGGAAGAAGAGACCCAAAAAGAGCUUGAGGAGAUGCGUCAGAAGGGAGACGUGCGAGGCACCUCUGCGACCGACGAGUAGAGGCCCGUCGCUGUAGGUCAAACUCUAGAGGCAGGCUGACUGCGUAAUACAGGUCCGAUUCGAGGCACCAGUGCUGCUCAUGAGCAAUGAGGCAAAUCAACCAAACCCUGUCAUGAUGAUGUCAUCAGAGACACGUCCACCACGUUGAGGAAGUGGCCCUGACGUCCGUCGCCUCCUCUCUUCCUGUCUCCCGCGAUUCUUUGGUGGGGGGGGGGUGUUUGACAAAGAUUGGUUUAACAGUACUGUACAGAUUCUACCCCAAUCACAAGCCUCCUGUUCACAACAGAAAAAAAAACAUGGUUUUUGCAUACAUAAAAAAAGGAAGAAAAACAACAAAAAAAACUCUUUGCACAGAACGUAAAAAAUUGCCUGAUGAUGUAAUUGUUAGUUGAUUAUUACAAUGGGCUUUGUUUUUAUUCAGGUGUGUAAACCGUGACUCAGAAAGUCAAGCCUUUUAAAUUAGAGUGUUUUUAGCUGUACAGGUUCCCAAAACAAUUGGUAUAAGAUGGCUUUAGAAGGUAAAGGACCAUUUAUCUCCCCACCUUCCCCUUGUAUUAUAACUGUCCGUCUCUACUUUUAAUCCUCGUCUCUCCCCUCAGUAUCGUCUGUAUUCUUGUCCUGGUUUAAAAAAAAGAAGAAGAAAAAAAAGUCCAGAUCUCCGCCCCCCAGCGUGUCUGACUGUUUCAUUGGUCUGCCAGGCGGUUGGGAAUGUGUUCAUCUUUCUUUCUUUUCUUUCUGUUUUUUUUUUUUUUUAUAUAGUUUUAAUUUUGAGGCUAACGCCUGUUUCUGGUUCAAAGCGAAAUUGUAAUGCUCAUGCAUGAUAGGUAAUUCUCUGCUAUAGUUUCCCCUGCGCACAUGCACACUUUUCGACAUGCACAUCACCUCCUCCUCCUCCUCCUCUUCCUCCACCUCUUCCUCCACCUUUUGUCACAAGCGCAUGUGACAACAGCAACUUAUUGCAUGUGUUUAGUCGCUGCAAUGCAGCUUUGCUCAAGUGGAUUGUUUGUGUGAAUUGGAAAGAGACCGAGAGAGUGGGUGAGUCUGUACAGUUGCACCUGUGUGUAGCGUGGGCAUUUGUGCGCUUGUUUGUGUUAUCAGCUGCCUUUUGCUCUCGAGACGGAUGGCGUUCAGCUUAAUAUCGAGGCUGUCCCGCGUGGUCUCGGCACACAGCCGGCCUGUUGAUCUCGCCUAACGCUGUCGCUGCAUGUCCUUUUCUCCUUGGCUAGGGCUUGAACUGGAGGGCCCACACGAGCCAAGGUUUUUUUGUUUUUUAAUUAACUAAAAAUAAAUGAGGAUGAGUCUGUGCAUCGCUUCCUCUCUCACCUAACGGAGCAAAUGGGUCCAGGCAGAUCUGUGGUGUUUGUUGCAGUUGUGGAUUGUCGAGCUUUCUGCUUGUAUAGUUUUUUUUAUUUUCACCAUUUUCUUUUCUAAAGUGAUUUAUCUACGUUUUACUCCCAAGGUAGUAUGAGGUCAGUCGGAAGCUUCUAGUUCAGGAGGAUGAAAACGUUUGACCCUUACGGUUUAGGUAAGCGUCGGGUGAUGUAGUACGAGCCUCGAUCUGAAAACAUCUUGAUCCUGCUCUCUUUCCUGCAUCACUUUUCUUUUUUUGGGCUGCUUUGACUUGGAACAGUUUAUCUCAGCAAGCGCUCGGUUUCCCCGCGUUCACUUGGAGCGUAACGCAGGUCCUGUCGGGCUCUAGGUGAAGCGGUUGGGAUGUUUUCUAUGAUCAUGACGUAGCUUAGUGCAGCUGUGAUUGAGACUCUGUGUACUCAGAUCAGGUAUGAGUGUCUCUUAGGUUUUGUCGUAACCUACUGUAUCUGUGCGUGGUGUAUGUUGGACAGGUUAAAAAAAAAAAAAAAAACGUUAUAAGUGUACUUUAUAAUAGGCCCAUUUUAUAGAAAUGGACAAAAACUGUACAUACAAACACUGACUUGAAUGGAAUAUUCACAGCUUGUAAGCGGUGUCAGGUCUAUCGUUCAAUACUGCUAACUUUAAGUAAGUUCUGUUGUCGGGGCGGGUAAUGCCAGCUCUGUGGACGGUGUGCUGGGUGUGUAAGUGGGGUGAACUGUCCACGCGUUGUUGCUCAUAACAUGGUUCAACCGUACCUCAUCCGUGCUUAUGAAUGUACAGCUAGGAGACAGAUGUGUCACACUAUGCAGGAGGGUUCUGAACUGCAGGAACACUGACAUGUUUCACACCUGUACAAGCAUGACAUGGAGCCCUUAUAACUUCAAUAGACGAGGAAGAAAUUUACUGAAAAAAACAACUCCAGAUUUGGAUCUGCAUACUCAACACCUUGUAUUAUUUCCUUUUUUCUUUUGUCUUGAUUAGGGUUGGGCAUCGUUUCGAUUUUAACAAUUCCGACUCCAUGUUCCGAUUCUUCCUUUUGGAUACGGGUUCGUAUCAAUUUAAAAAAAAAAAACAUUUAAUUCAGUUUUACUGGGCUUUUUUACCGUGAAAUAAAGCCACACUUUAGACUCUAAAGCGGCCGCUACACAACGAGCGCCUGGAAGUACAGCGGCCGCUAUGGAAACCAAAACAUGCACAUGUUAAAUCGUAGUUUUGGAAACGAUUCCAAGUUGGAUGCGGUUACCGAUGCCCGGUCCCAGUCUGGCUUGUUCUCUACAUUUGAUCCUUGAUCGUCGGUGCUUUUGAGAAGCUCUCCCAACUGCAUCAGACGGGCAGGGAAGUCCUCGUUCUUCUCAGAAUCAGACCGCAUUCAGCGGGACCUCGGGUUACAAACGAGGAGUGACAAGCCUGACUUGAGUUUGAUGAUGACGGGAGUCGCCCCGUAGACUAGAACAGGCUGCCUAAUGUACCGUGUUGGAGCGUUACCGGCAAUAACAGCCAGGCUGUGAGUGCAAGGGGAAGGGAUCGGAGCGGAGGGAACAGAUGGGAGUCCAAAAUACUGUAUUUUUUUUUUAAUUGUAAUCAUGAAUAAGCACUUGCAAAAUCUGUAUGUUUUUUUUUCUUUUACGUUUUUUUUGAAAGACAAAGAUUCACAAUGUACUCAAUUUUCUCUUUUCUGAUAAGGCAACAUUCAGGGGAAUUAGUAGUGAAUGUAUUACAAUUAGUUUUUGUUUUUUUUGUUUCGUUAUUCACAGCUUCCAUGCUGUGACAGAAGGUCUAGACAAUGGAAGAUAACAGAAUAUCUAAUAAAUUUGAACAAAUAA